AUGCCUCCAAGAAGAGAAGAUCCCGAAAUUGCGAGACUUGUGUCCGAGCAAAUUCUAGCGGCCCUUCCUAAUAUAGUUAGCCAAGUAGCAGCAGGCUUGAAUGCCAACCAAGCAAACAACCAAGGUACAACAGCAAAUAGAGACUGCACAUAUAAAGGCUUUAGGGCUUGCAACCUAAAAGAAUUUCAUGGGACCAAAGGAGCCGUGGGAUUACUUGCUUGGAAUGAAGGAAUGGAGUCCGUCCUUCAUAUCAGUAAAUGUGUUGAAGGAAGAAAAGUGGAGUUUGCAGCUUGUUUACUACAAGGACGAGCAUUGACGUGGUGGAAUACCCAGAUACAAACCCGAGGUCGGGAAACAAUCAACAGACUUACAUGGGAAGAAUUGAAGAAAUUACUCAAGGAAGAGUACUGUUUGAGGAGCGAGAUCCAUAAGUUAGAAGUAGAACUGUGGAAUCACGAAAUGAAGGGAAGUGAUGUAGACUCAUACACUGCUCGCUUUCAUGAGUUGGCAAAACUGGUGCCACACUUGGUAUCACCCGAAGAGAACCGAAUUGACCGUUAUGUCUGGGGUUUAGCUCCAGAAAUCCGAGGGAAUGUGACUUCGGCCAAUCCAAAAACACUUCAGGACGCUGUGAACUUAGCGACAAAACUCACCAACAAUGCUAUUCGGUCAGGAUCAUUUGCAAAUGAUAAAGUCAAGGGUAAGAGAAGAAUGGAGGAGCCCGCGAGAUAG
Molecule: messenger RNA, 732 nt
Organism: Cynara cardunculus var. scolymus (artichoke)
Lineage: Eukaryota; Viridiplantae; Streptophyta; Magnoliopsida; Asterales; Asteraceae
Exons: 1
Coding region: 1-732 (243 amino acids)
Source: RefSeq, a predicted model, not a curated record